Messenger RNA from Limulus polyphemus (Atlantic horseshoe crab), 5228 nucleotides. RefSeq names its product vasodilator-stimulated phosphoprotein-like. Gene Ontology annotation, biological process: intracellular transport. The coding region runs from base 297 to 1832 and encodes 511 amino acids. The record is from RefSeq and is a predicted model, not a curated record. NCBI's taxonomy places the organism in Eukaryota, Metazoa, Arthropoda, Merostomata, Xiphosura, Limulidae. Gene Ontology annotation, molecular function: SH3 domain binding. The transcript has 13 exons.
CAGCAUUGAUAUCGAUUAGACCCCGCCUUCUGGGAGGCAAACUAUUGUUGUCAGACUAGGGAAGAGCUUGGCUUUAUUAAACGUGGGGUACAAUUCAUUGGUAGUGGUACGGUAGAAACGCCAAAACUGAACUCCCAAAAAUAUCGGAGGACUUGUGACUGUAUCAGUGUGUGCUAUAUAAUAUAGGCCUCACUUUCAGAGAUUCAUAGAAAUACGUAGAAUUUAUUAAUCAUGAGCGGUAGCUACUUGUGAUAGGAAGAUGUUUCCUACAUCGCUGAUCCGGUGUGUAACAUUCUAUGCCUGACGUAAGGACGGUGUCUGCGGCCAUUGAGCCAGUUAGUGUCUUCAGAGGAUUGUUGUUGGGUGUGGUGCGGCCAGGAGAGUUCUCAAGUCGUUCUGAUGAUAGCACUAUGUACUGUUGUCUUCCAAUGUUAACCGGGUCUUCUUACAAAACCCACACUAGUUCAGAGCAGUCAGUGGCCUCGGUGAGAGCUUCUGUUAUGAUUUACGAUGACCAGAACAAAAAGUGGAUUCCAAGUGGCUCAUCAAGUGGUCUUUCUAAAGUUCAUCUUUAUCAUCAUGUUACUAAUAACACAUUCAGAGUAGUGGGGCGGAAGCUGCAAGAUCAUGAGGUUGUGAUCAACUGUUCCAUCAUAAAAGGGCUGAAAUACAACCAAGCCACUGCUACCUUCCUUCAGUGGAGGGACAGUCGGCAGGUUUAUGGUCUUAAUUUCAGCAGCAAAGAAGAAGCUGAGACUUUCUCAGUUGCCCUACAAAGAGCUUUAGAAAAGCUAAACCAAAAUAAUGUAAGACCACCACCACCACCAACAUCCAUGGUAUAUCAGCAACAACCACAACAGCCUACUUACCACGAGAUUGAACCAUCUGUUCCAGAUGACCAUAGGAUCAGAGAAGAAUCAAUGUUGGAGAAGAAACAAGAACUGAUGCAGUGUAAUAAUAACUCAGGUGUGGAUGGGCAUCAUUCAUCAGCCCCAUCCCAUCAAAAUGGCUAUCAAAAAACUGUGUGUGGACCUCAUGCUUCUGCUAUGCCACUACAAUCUACUGGUCUACCUCCACCUGCUUCUGCUAUGCCAUCACAACCUACUGUUCCACCUCCCCCACCACCACCCCUUCCUGGAUCAAGGGCUCCACCAGUUCCCCCUCCUCCACCAAUGAGUGGGUCCUAUGUUGCCUCAGCACCCCUUCCUCCAUCCAUAAGUGGGUCCCACACUGCCCCAGCCCCUCCUCCUCCACCUAUGAGUGGAGCUUACACUGUACCAGCCCCUCCUCCUCCACCCAUGAGUGGAGCUCAUACUCUUCCCCGUGCAGGUUCAAGUUUGAGUGGUGGAGUUGAAGGCUCCCCUCCUUCUUUGGCAGCUGCACUGAAAGGAACUAGGCUUCAAAAGACUAUUACUAAGGGUUCCGAAGGAGGAGGAAUUGUUGAGCCAACCCACUCAGGUCCUGUUAACCUAAUGGAUGAAAUUACAAAGACUCUAGCCAGAAGGAGAGCCCAUGUACAAAAUCAUCACACCAGUCAAAAUGAAGAAAGAGAGACAUCUGGAUCUACUAGUGAGAAUAAAAAGUCAAAAGACAAACUAAGUUCAGCAAAUGGCAACAGUCCAAGUAAAGGAGCAGGGUCAGUGUCACCCAAAUUGAAAUGCAGAUCAAGACCAGAGUCAUCUAAUGAUGGUGAAUUAACAAAAACCAAUGGUUUGGAAAGCUAUGAUAUCGAAAGAAUGAAACAGGAAAUUGUGUUUGAAGUCAAAAAAGAAAUAAACAAAGCCAAACAGGACAUUAUAGAAACAAUCAGACUAGAACUGAGCCGAAGAUAAUUUUCUCCACAUUGAAACAAACAUGCAUUAUGUUUAAUGAAAGGUGGAACUAUCUUGUGAUAGGUUUGUUUCAAUAAGCAAAAUUUUUUGAUGUGGUUUAUGUCAGCCCACAUCUAAUGCUCUAUUAUGUACAUGAGCUUAUAAUCCAAAAACUGGUUGUGUUGAUCUUUCAAAUAUAUUGACAUUUUAAACUCGUUGUAGUUUAAGAUUAUUCAAACUUUUAUUUAUUCCUUAAUAUAUACAUUCAAUGAAGUGGUUGCUCUUGUGAAAGUUCAUUUUAUAACAAUUAAUGUAUCUUUAAUAUUUUGUUACGCGAUAAGAAAAAAAUGUAUAUUUUCAUUAUGUAUCAACAGAACUUUUUUGUGCCUACUGUGAUGAAAUGAAGAUUGAUAAGCAUUUGUUUUUAUACAUACAUUUUAAAUGGCCUAAAUACAAUUAUCAUUUAAUUUUGAAAACAAUGUCUAGCAAAAGAAUUUUAGAUGGUGUUACCUCUUUAAUUUCUUGAUUUAUUUUCAGUCGAUGAUUAUUAUCAGUGACCAAACAAGAAUUUACUAUAAAAUCACAAAAGCAGAAAUGUUGCACAUUUCAUUUCCAAUUAUAUAUUAACUGCAGUUUUUGCUCUUGCUGGUGAACAAAAUUUUGAAAAUUAGAUUUCUUCCAUAUGGUAAAUGCAUCGACUAAUUCCAGGUUAUUGUUGACUGGAGUUGCAAUGAUCAGCGUUUUUUUAACAUUCCAUUAUUGUAUACAUUAAAAAAAAAAGGUUUAAGAACUGCAAGUUCAGUAGCUGUAAUGUUCUCUACAUUAAUUGAACAUAAUACAUUAUAAGCCUGAAGGUGUUACUAAAGAUUUUUUUUUAUGUAAGAAACCUGAGUCAAUACUUACUUUUUAUGCUAUGGUAAAAUAUCAUAUACUUAGUGUAAUUCUGAACAAGUCUUAAUAAAAAAAGGGGGAUAUGUUUGUGUUAUGUAUCUAAAUUUUCAACAAGGUGUUUUCAUGCAAGUAGUAAUGUUGAUUAUAUAGUUGCUUGAAGACAGAGCAAUGAAUAAACUUCAAGUUUGUCAUAUAAUGUAGAGUGGGAAAACAUUCUAAAAGUUUGAAUUUUUGUUUUAGAUAAAACAGUUUUGUACAAAUGCCAACUAUAAGAAAAGCCACAGUAUUAAGUCAUAUUGGCACGUUUUGGUUAAAAUCAUAUAAGUGAAGUUUUUAAUUACCUCUGGGACAUUUCUAAAAAUGUCUGUAGUGCAUCAUAGUGCCAAGGAAAGUAUUCCUUGUAACAAGAUAUGCCAUUUUAACGUGAAAGUGACCAAGGAAGAAAUAAGAGAAGGAUUUAAUCUUCCAAGGUACAUAGGAAAAAUUUUCAAAACAACUUUUUAACUGAAAAAUUUAGUGAACCAAAAUUUUAAGAUUUGCCCAAUUGAACAUAGAAUUUUAAGAAUUGAUGAAGCAUAUGCUGAGAUACACUAUAUAUUAUAAUAAUAAUAAUAAUAAUAAUAAAAAUCACGCAUAACAAAUCCAUUAAAAAAUUGUUAUAUGAAUGAUAAAUUUAGCAUAAAUAUAUAUUUUCCCAUGGCUGAAAAAUGUGGUGUACAACCCUGCAACUUUUGUAAGAAAGACAUUGUUUGUAUUGAUUGAAAAAUCUUUCACUUUGAAUUUACAGUUGCAUACUUGAAAUUUGUUUGCUUUAGUUUUUUGUGGGGAUAUUUCUGUCUCUGUAAUCUUUUUUUUUUCUUUAAAAAAAAUCAGUUAUUUUAUCUUCAUUAUUGGUAUUACCGAGUGUGAUUUUCAACCUAGCCUUGAGUUGGUGCUGAGUAUUGAUAUUCUUUAAAAAGAAAGCAAAUAUUAUUGUUACUCAUUUAUUAAAAUAUUUUUCUGAAAUAAUGCUCAACAUUACUGGGCUGUUUAGUUUGAUUUCAAUAAAGCAGAGGGAAUGGUAAGAAGAAAUAGUUCUGAAUGGCUUGUAUCAUAUUUUAUAGUCUGUAAUUUGGGAACCAAAGAUGAUAAAUACAUUUUGUUCAAAUUUUUGUGAUGUUGGUGAAUUUAAAUCAAUAAGCUUAUUGUAUACCCAUACAGAGAGUUUUUACAUUCUAAUAAUUUCAGGUUGUAUGUGUAUAUAUUUGUUUGUUUUUUCAGUUGAAAAGAUGUUUUUUUUUACAAAAUCAAAAACAAAAGCAAGAUCCUUAAAGCUUGGCCAUCCUUUGAAAACUUGUCUUAGUGAUUUUACAAAAUCUUUAAUAAGGUAUACUCUUUCACUUUACUCUUAAAGAAGGUAUUUAAGAAAAUAUUAAUAACUGUAUAUUAUUUCACAACAUUUUUAGCAGACUUUUGUCAGUUUUUGUGAGUGUCCAUUUCUACAUCUUUACACAAAAGUAAGUAAAACACCUCUUCAUUAGGCUGGUUAUCCAUUUUAACAAAUUUAUACAGUUUAUCUAUUAAAUAUUUUUUCAAAUAUUACAAUUUGAUAUUAUCCUGCAAAAUUAUUUUUUUUUUAUAGUUUUGGUUUCAUUUUUAAGAAAUUCAACUUUUUAAAGAUUAUAACUGGGUAGGUGAAUUUUGUCUUUCAUCAUUGGUUUGGUUAUAAGCAUGUGAAUGUAAUUUAUAAAAGAUGAAUAUCAAAAAAGGAAGUGAUUUUGAAGAAAGUAAUAAAGCUAUAAAAAUCAAGUUCAUUGUUCUAAAAUAUUUUGUAUAUGUUUGCCAGUAUUUUUCUUACCAAAUACUUUUAUCUCUAUAUGAAAGAAUAAAAACUGAAUUUUCGUCAGUUUACUAAGCAAUGGCCAGUGAAAGAAAUAUGGGGGGUUAGAAUGAUAACAAUUAUAACUGUAUUUGUUAAUAUUAUAUUAUUAUUAAAAAAUUACCAAGGUUUGUCAGGAAUAACUAAUUGUAUAAAUCAUUAAUGUACCAAUUCAGCAAAAGCAUUAUUUCACCAAGAUUUGUGAUAUUAUAGUAAUGAUUUUGUUCUAGUCAUGGUGUAUUUUUAAAGUUAUAAUUUAACAGUCUUUGAAUAUCUGAUUAAUUGUGCUUUAAAUAUUUUGAUUUUUAUCAAGAAUAAAUGUAUGAUAUUAUGCUACCUUUUAGGUUGAAAAUCAGUUGUGCCACUGCCAGGUUGCAGCACUGUUAACAUUGCUUGUACAAGCACAAAACAAAAAAAUAAAAAAAAUAGAAUUUUGGUCACCUGUCUUCUUUUUCUUAUAUAUGCAUGUAUUUUAUUCAAAAGUUGAUUAGCAACUUAAGGAAUGGAUACAAGGCAUGUUUAAGAAUGUUCAAGCAAUAUGGAAAUACCUGGGCAGCCAUUAACAUGUAAAUACAAGCUACCAAAUCUCUAGGUUCACCUCAAGUUGGAAGAUUAAUUUGUCUAGCAUAUUUGUAAAUGCUCACAUAAUUAAAGGCAGAUGUACAUCA